AUGCUUCUAGCCGACGCCAUCCGGUUCAACGUCAGACUGGGUGCCAAGGACUGGGACUCCCGGGUGCAAUGGGGUGAGCCAACAGGCUACUGCCAGCGAUACCGAAAUGCUACUAAAGAGCCCGCAGACAAGCGUUGCUGGACCCUUCAUCUCUGUGCAGACCUCGGCUUUUCCGUCCGGGUUUUCUUUGUUCGGGAUUAUUACCUCAACUCCACGGAAGCGGAGAAUGAUUUCAUGGUGGAUAAGAGUUUUGGGGAGACUUGGAUGGAUGAGAUAGCAGCGCAGGGCGUGUCGGUAGUGGUGAUGAAUCGAGGGGCUCAUUUUAUUGCAGAUGAGCAGUUUGAGCGGCAAAUGAAAUCCACUCUGCUGGCCCUCCGGAAGAGCUACCCUGAUCUGCUCAUUAUCGUUCGAAACACCCCUGCCGGCCACCCCCACUGCUGGCUGCACCGGAAGCCGCUUUCCGGGAAGCUUCUGGACCUGCCGCAUGAUGACUGGCAUUGGGACGGGUUUGCGGCGCAGAAUGAGAUUUUAAAGAAUCUGACGGAGGGCGUGGGAGGGGUGUACAUGGAUGUGAAUGCGUCGGCGGUGUGGCGGGCUGAUGGGCAUGUGGGCCGCAAGAUCACCUCGUCCUGGCCCACAUGCAUGAUGCGCGAGGUCGAGGUGGCACAAGACGUGCACGUCGCCCCUGAGGUGGAGGAGUGGGUGAACCCACUGUUCGCCACAGCCGCGGAGGAUGAGGAGGCGGCAAAGGCUGCGGAUGCUGAGGAUGCCGGGGACCUGGAGGAGGAGGAGGAGGAGGAGGAGGAGGAGGAGGAGGAGGAGGAGGAGGAGGAGGAGGAGGAGGAGGAGGAGGAGGAGGAGGAGGAGGAGGAGGAGGAGGAGGAGGAGGAGGAGGAGGAGGACGACGACGACGACGACGACGACGGCGACGACGAUGUGGCUGACGAGGAAGAGGAGGCGGAGGGUGGGCUGGAGGAGGACGCGAACGCUAAGUACUUGAUGGAAUCUAACAUGACCAAGCCGUAG
Molecule: messenger RNA, 1026 nt
Organism: Closterium sp. NIES-65
Lineage: Eukaryota; Viridiplantae; Streptophyta; Zygnematophyceae; Desmidiales; Closteriaceae
Source: the annotation of a GenBank genome assembly